Molecule: messenger RNA, 3162 nt
Organism: Theobroma umbraticum
Lineage: Eukaryota; Viridiplantae; Streptophyta; Magnoliopsida; Malvales; Malvaceae
Gene: RFC1
Product: replication factor C1
Biological process (GO): DNA replication; DNA repair
Cellular component (GO): DNA replication factor C complex; nucleus
Molecular function (GO): DNA binding; DNA clamp loader activity; ATP binding
Source: RefSeq, a predicted model, not a curated record
UGUUUCAAGCUCUUCUAGCCAUGGCGUGAGUCCUCCCCCCCUUUUCUUUCCUUUUCCCUCUUUUCGAAAGCACAGCUGGGAAAAUUAAAAUAUUUCAAAAAGAAACGAAACACUAUACAUUGUGUUGAGAAGGUCAAAUCCCGAAGAAAUUGAGCCUCCUUAAGCAUCGGAUAUGUCGGAUAUUAGGAAAUGGUUUAUGAAAGCGCAUGAUAAAGGCAAAGGCAAUGCCUCAAAGCCGGCAAACCCGGCGCCAACCAAUACAGAUUCUGUACUUGGAGGCCAAGAAACUUCUGGCAGAAGGAAAACUAGCAAGUAUUUUCCUGCAGGAAAACAACAGCCAAAAGGUGAACAAGGAACGGAGGAACUUCCAGCCAAGAGAAAAGUUCAAAAUGAAAAUGAAAGUGUUGAAAAGCCCCCACCUUCGAAGAAACCAAGCAAAGUUGAUAUUGAUGAUGACUUUGUUUUCCCCAAAUCAAAGAAUACUGUUGAUGUCACUCCCAGUAAGAAACGGAAGAGUGGUUCAGGAAGGGGUGUUGCACAAAAAGCUGAAGAUAAUGAUGAAAGUGAUGAAGAUGAUGCUAAGGACUUGGAGUCUCCUGUAAAGUCUGGUGGCAGGGGGGGGCGUGGUGGCAGGGGUGCAUCAGUGGCACCAGCUAGUGGAAGGGGCAGAGGCCGUGGACGAGGUGGAUUUAUGAAUUUUGGAGAAAGGAAAGAUCCUCCUCAUAAAGGAGAGAAGGAAGUCCCUGAAGGUGCUUCUGAUUGCUUAGCUGGUCUAACUUUUGUAAUUAGUGGAACGCUUGACAGUUUAGAAAGAGAGGAAGCAGAGGACUUGAUCAAACGCCAUGGUGGUCGUAUUACUGCAGCCGUCAGCAAAAAAACGAAUUAUCUUUUAUGCGAUGAAGAUAUUGAGGGUCGAAAGUCCUCUAAAGCCAAAGAGCUUGGCAUUCCUUUUCUUACUGAGGAUGGAUUGUUUGACAUGAUCCGUGCUUCAAAUCGUGGAAAAGCUCAUUCAAAAGAAGAGUCAAAAAAAUCUGCAGAAAGCUUUGCUGCGUCUCUACCUAAGAAGAGCCCCCAGAAAAUGGAAGUGAAGAGCAACUCUUCAUCAGCAAAGAUAUCUGGUAAAAGUUCGACUACAAGUGUCUCAUCCACGAAGCAGAGAGGGCAACCAAUCCAGCAGUCGUCUCUGACAUGGACUGAAAAAUAUAGGCCAAAAGUUCCAAAUGAAAUAACUGGGAAUCAAUCAUUGGUUAACCAACUUCACAAUUGGUUGGCACAUUGGAAUGAGCAAUUUCUUGGAAAUGGAAGUAAGGGAAAGGGCAAAAAGCAAAAUGAUCCUGGUGCCAAAAAGGCUGUCCUAUUGAGUGGAACACCUGGCAUUGGGAAAACUACAUCAGCAAAGUUGGUUAGUCAGAUGCUAGGUUUCCAGACCAUUGAGGUAAAUGCUAGUGAUAGUCGUGGGAAGGCUGAUGCCAAAAUUUCUAAAGGAAUUGGUGGAAGCAAUGCAAAUUCAAUAAAGGAACUUGUUAGCAAUGAAGCCUUGAGUGUUAACAUGGAUCGUUCAAAACAUGUAAAGACUGUCCUGAUCAUGGAUGAGGUGGAUGGCAUGUCUGCUGGUGAUAGAGGUGGAAUAGCUGAUCUUAUUGCCAGCAUAAAAAUUUCCAAAAUCCCAAUCAUUUGCAUCUGUAAUGACCGAUACAGUCAGAAAUUGAAGAGUCUUGUGAACUAUUGCUUGCUACUCAGUUUCCGUAAACCCACAAAACAACAGUUACUCAGAUCUAUGUACUUACUAUCAUGUGGCUUCCAUUAUCCAAUUUUUUGUACCUGCUAUUGUCUUGGUUUUUAUCUUAUGCAGCUUUUUGGCAUUUAUGGGGGAAAGUUGAGAAUGGACGAGCGAAUUGACCUGAGCAUGAGUGAUCCUGAUCUAGUUCCACUUCUUAUUCAGGAAAAUUAUAUCAAUUAUAGGCCGAGUUCAAUUGGUAAAGAUGACAGUGGGAUGAAACGUAUGAACUUAAUUGCCCGUGCUGCUGAGUCUAUUGGUGAUGGUGAUAUAAUCAAUGUGCAGAUUCGAAGAUAUCGACAGUGGCAGCUCUCGCAAGCUGGUUCCCUUUCUUCGUGUAUCAUUCCUGCUGCAUUGUUACAUGGACAAAGGGAGACACUUGAACAGGGAGAACGGAAUUUUAAUAGAUUCGGCGGGUGGCUAGGGAAGAAUUCAACUAUGAGUAAAAAUUAUAGGCUUUUGGAGGAUUUGCAUGUUCAUGUUCUUGCUUCUCGUGAAUCUAGUUCAGGAAGAGAGACUCUUCGACUUGAUUACCUUACAGUUCUUCUGACACAAUUGACUAAUCCGCUUCGAGACAAGCCUAAGGAUAAAGCUGUUAAGCAGGUUGUUGAGUUUAUGAAUGCUUACUCAAUAAGCCAGGAGGAUUUUGAUACGGUUGUUGAGUUAUCUAAAUUCCAGGGGCAUUCAAAUCCGCUGGAAGGCAUUCCACCAGCUGUCAAAGCAGCUCUGACAAAAGCAUACAAUGAAGGAAGCAGGACACAAAUGGUACGAGCUGCAGAUUUAGUAACUCUUCCUGGAAUGAAAAAGGCCCCUAAGAAGCGAAUUGCUGCAAUACUAGAACCAUCAGGUGAUGUAUUAGGGGAGGAGAAUGGUGACACAUUGCCUGAAAGUGAAGAGAACUCUUCAGACACAGAGGACUUGGAAGGCACUACCGAUGGUGAGAAGCUGCAGGCAGAACUUCUGAGUCUGAACUCCAAAGGAAUUGAAGUACAAAUGGAGUUGAAAGGGACAGGGAAUUCAAGUGCUAAGAAGGCACCAGCUGGUAGAGGAGGAGGUGGUAAGCGUGCUUCAGGAUCUGCUGAAAAGAAAGGUGGGCGUGGCUCAGGGGCAAGAGCAAAGAGAAAAAGAUGAGAAGCGAGUAUAGGGUGGACAUUCUACAAUUUUGGCGUUGUUUAUAUAACCAAUGUAAGUAGCAUGUCACUCUACCACUGUAGAACUCUUUUAGGAUAGUGAGUGAGGAUUGUAGGUGGAUUCCUUGGUGCAAGUAGUGUAGAGGAUAUCAUUCCCAUGGGAAUGGUGAGUUGCCCUUUAAACCUUUCUUUUGGAUGAAACCAAGUCCUAUUGGAUGCCAAUUAUUCUGGGGUCAUUUGCCUUCUCUUUGUCAA